CUGCCAAUGUUUCACGUCCAAAACAAAUAAAUUGAAGAGGAGCGCAUUAUAAAGUUGUCUUUAUAUUCGUUUUCGUAUAGUGUUUGGUUAAAUUGCAUCCAUUAGAUCCCGAUACCCAACAUAGAAAUACCUAUAGAUAUCUUUAAAUUAAGCCCCUAACAGGCAAGUGCAAUUAUAGUACACGUUCGGCAAAAGUCACUUUAAUACGAUCUUUACUGACUUCAGACCAGCAGGAAGCAAAAAAAAUUCGUACAGCUCUCCAUCAGAAUAUGGAAGAUAUUCAAUGUUGGAUAAAAUGCCUUUAAGGUACAGUCUGUCCUAAACCGAAAUGUGAAGGAAAAGAUUCUUCGGAUCUAGUACCAGAAUUCCGAUUUGGGCCUAAAGUAUUUGGGACCUCAUCGAUCGAUCCCGUCGAAAGGCAGCUAUUCAAAAAUUUGCAAAAAGAUCAUUGAUAUACCGUUAGUACUGACAUUCGUGUAAGUGUUUACAUACUUUAAGCUACGCUCAUUAUCAAAAAAUGUUGUGCGUAACUGUACUUACACCCAAGUCAGUUUGUCGAAUGGACGACGCAUCUAAUAAAAAAAUUUAUAAAGCAAUUUGCGUCAUCCAAACUCUGAACAAAGGCGGCAGCAUCGAAUAUUUGAAAAAUAUAAAUAAAUAUAAAUCCAGAACGAAGACUUGGCCGUGUAAAAGAAGGUUCUCGCAAGCAUUUUGAGUUUGGCAAAGGGUUAGUAUAAUGUGUUUAGAAAGAGCAGCAAAAUCAAACUAAUAAAAUGGCGCUAACGCACAAGUCGGGCUCAAAGCAGUUCGUGAAGAACGUGAUGGUGAUGAAGAAGGACACUUGCUCGGUGCGCGAGCUGCUUAACUGGGUGAACGCGGAGAUGCAGUGCGACGUGCGGGAGCUGUCCGAGCUAAAGACGGGCGGCGUUUAUUGCCAAUUUGUGCACAAGCUGUUCCCAGCUGAAAUAUCGCUGACCAAGGUCUAUCUGUACACGAACGCCAGCUACGAGAUUGAGGCCAAUUUUAAGCUGCUGCGCAACACCUUUGCCAAGCUCAACAUCCGCAAGGAUGUGCCGAACCGGGAGCUGGCCAAAGGUCGCGGCCAUUAUGAGUUCCUCAAUUGGCUGCACAAAUUCCACAAGAUGAACCACAAUGGCCGCGCCUACGAUGCCAGCAAGGAGCGCCGCGGUAAACCGAUCGGACUUAAAAAAAUCGUCGAAGCCGAAAGACGUUUCGAUUAUGCCGCCUAUUUACGACAAAGCAGCACAAUAGUCGCCUCUGUGCAUCCGCGGAAGCCAGUGGAGCUGGUGCCCCGCGCACACAGCCUAAUCGGCAUUUCGGUGAAGCCGGAUAAUCUUGCGUCCUGGAAACUGAACCCAAUGCCGGACAAGUCCAAAGCCAAAGCCAAAGGAUCGACGCAGUCCAUACUCGGUCGAAAAUCUGCCCAGUCAGCCGGUAAAUCAGUCAAAACAAUUUGUGAGCCAGUUAAUCCUUCAAAUGAACCAGGCGAAUCAGUCCCAUCGCAGCCAGAUCGAUCGGACGAAUCACGCCAGUCGACACCAGAGUCGCUGCCCAGCGUUCCAUUAAAACAAGGUUAUCCUAAACGAAUCCAGUCGCCAGGCCGAGAAACAGACCCGGAAUCAGACCCGGAUUCAUCCAACCCGGAGCCACAUCCUGCCGUGCCAUCAAAGCGCCCGAGCUACAAACGUUCCCAUUCGACAGCCAAACAACUUCCUCCGGAACCAAUACAAGCUGCUAACGAAUCACUUCACUCGACGCCGGAGCGAAUAUCCGCCGUGCCAUCGAAGCGCGCUAGCUAUAAACGGAACCAGUCGCCUGCUCUGGAACCACUGGACGCUUGGUUCGAACCACUCGAGUCGCCAUUGAAACGUGUUAACUAUAGACGAGCUCAGUCGCCAGACAAAUCCAUAUCGCCGGAACCACUCGAGCCUGACCCAGAACAAACCAACUAUAAACAAAGCCGGUCGACAACUGAUUUAGCUAACCCGGAAUCGAAGCUGGAACCGCAUCCAACAGUGCGUGUGGGCCAUAAGCCAAAGCCUUCAGCAGCUCCGGAAACACUUCGCGCUUGGUUUGAACCACUUGAGACGACAGCGGAGCCACUUUCUUCCGUACCAUCAGCUUGUGUUAGCUAUAAGAAAAAUAAGUCGCCGGAGGAUCCUGACCCGGAGACGGUACCUUCGACCGUAUCGAAGCAAAUUAAUUAUAAGUCUGUUAACUAUCAACGAAUUCAGUUGCCAGUCCAGGAAAGUGGCCCGGAACCGUUCGAAUCUUGUUGUCAAUUCUGUGAGUUGACACCGGAGUCGGUGACUCCCGUGCCAGCCAGGCGAGUUAAUUAUAAACGAGUACAGUCGCCGGCUAAAACUGUUGCCCCGGAAGAACCACUGGCCGGUUAUGAGGCAGCCCGGGAAAUUCCACCGGAGCCACAGCCUGAACUAUUGAAACGUGUUAAGCAUAAAUCAAGUCGGUCCGCAGCUCGUGAAAAAGCCCCGGAAUCACUGCAGGCUUGGUUCGAACCUCUUGAGACGACACCGGAGCAACUCUCGUCCGUACCUUUAAAGGGCGUUAAUCAUAAUCGAGAAACAGCCCCGGAACCAACACAAGCUCGAGGUUCAGAGUCGAUGCCUGGUCCAACUUCAAAGCGUGUUAAUUAUAAACGAGUUCAGUCGCCAGCUAAAACUGUCCCCUCGCAAACACCAGAGGCUCGCUAUGAGCCAGCCCGGCACAUAGAGCCGGAACUACCGGACGCACAUUCCACAUCCGUACCAUUAAAGCGUGUUAAGGAUAAACGAAUUCAGUCCGCAGCCAAAGUAGCUCAGAAAACAUCACAAACCGAUCAGGAAGCCCUUCAAUCCGCAACAGAGCCACUUUCGACCGUACCAGCUCGGCGUAUAGUUCCGGAAAUAGUUCCGGAAUCACAGACUGUUCAUGACCCAGUUCAAACAGAAACAGAACCACUUGCUGCCCUACCAUCUCGACGUCUUAACUCUAAGCCAAUCCAAGAAGUCGCUCCAAAACCAUCAAAGGCUAGUUAUGAACCACGGCAGUCGGAAUGGGAUCCAGCUUCUGUCGGAAAAUCAGUGAAACCAAUUUGUGAACUAGCUAGACUUUCCACUGAACCAGUCAAGGAAUCGACACUGGAGCCUUUAAAGCGUGUUAUUUAUAAACGAAUUCAGUCGCCGGGCCGAUCAAUAGUUCCGGAACCGUGCGACCCUUAUCGUAAACCAGUUGAGCCGACGCCGAAGCCCAUCACUGCCGUAGCUUCAAAGCGUGCUAUUGUUAAGCGUAUACAGUCGCCGGCUAAAACAGUUCCUCCGGAUCUACCACAGGCUGGCUCCGAGCGUGAGUCAACACCGGAGCCACAUCCUGCCGUACUGCCUCAACGUCUUAUUUCCAAGCCAAUCUCGACGACAUGCGAAGCUAGUCAUGAACCACUUCAGGCGAAAAGAAAUCCAUUUCCUGAUCCAUCGAUUCCGUCGACAACCCGAGAAAUAGCUCUGAAAUCCACACAGGCUGAUUUUGAGAGCCUUCCUGACCCACUCACGCAGCGUGCUAAUAUCAAACCAAUCCAAGAAACAGCUGAGGAAUUACCGCAAGCUGAUGAUGCACAACGUCAGUGGGAAGCAGAGCCUCUUCCUGAUCCACCAGAACAGCGCUUAAGCAAUAAGCCCAACGCGUCGACAUCCACAGAAAUAGGUCGAAGGGCUUAUCAGGAAACGCUUCGGUCAGAACCAGAGCCACUUCCUGACCCGCCAUCAGAGCGUGUUAGUAAUAAGCCCAUUCCGUCGACAUCCCGAAAUAAAGCGCCGGAAUCAGCAGAGGAACCUUUUCAUUCGGAAGCAGAGCCUCCUCUUGCUGACCCGCCAUCAGAGCGUGCUGGUAAUAAUCCAAACCCGCCACAAUCACAAGAAAUAGCUGCGGAAUCUUCACAGGCUGAUGAGGAAACGCUUCCGUCAAAGCCCGAUCCAUCGAUAGAUGAACCCAGGCACUUGGCGUCGUCCUUAGCUGUUUUGAAAGUCGGGCAGUCCGUGGUCCGUGCUUAUUGUGAGGAGAGUGGCUGUGUCGCAUUGCCAUCGGAUUCGGACUCUGAGGACGAGAAGGACGAUCAUAUUUGGGACGUACGCCGUCAGAUCGUGCUGUUGCGGAAUAAGCUUACGACAAUUGAGACCAUAUUGCUGAAGUACUCGGCGAGUUCACGGCUAAGUGUUAAGAAACUAAAACGCUAUUUACGCAAACAACAGGUUGAUGAACCAUUCGUCCUGGGCAACUUUUAAAAAUACGAUUAUUUUUUUUCAUAUACCCGUUGCGUUUAAAAUGUUCUGUUCUUGUUUUGUAUCAUUUAUAUACACAGUGUGACCAAUUGUCACCAUCUGUAAGCAAGUUUUGGUUUUUAGUAAAUUU
Drosophila novamexicana is the source of this 4422-nucleotide messenger RNA. Its product is annotated as titin-like. The transcript has 7 exons. Gene Ontology annotation, biological process: regulation of microtubule polymerization or depolymerization; protein localization to microtubule plus-end; spindle assembly. Gene Ontology annotation, cellular component: microtubule plus-end; cytoplasmic microtubule; spindle midzone. Bases 774 to 4295 code for a protein of 1173 amino acids. Lineage: Eukaryota; Metazoa; Arthropoda; Insecta; Diptera; Drosophilidae. Gene Ontology annotation, molecular function: microtubule plus-end binding. The record is from RefSeq and is a predicted model, not a curated record.